Messenger RNA from Ceratina calcarata, 672 nucleotides. RefSeq lists its product as uncharacterized. Bases 1 to 672 code for a protein of 223 amino acids. The transcript has 3 exons. The record is from RefSeq and is a predicted model, not a curated record. Lineage: Eukaryota; Metazoa; Arthropoda; Insecta; Hymenoptera; Apidae. Gene Ontology annotation, biological process: regulation of transcription by RNA polymerase II. Gene Ontology annotation, cellular component: nucleus; transcription regulator complex.
AUGUCGGUAAAAUUCGACGAUGAAAGACUCAUCGAUUUGGUGCGCGACAACUGUGUGUUGUAUGAUGCGUCAUCGCCUAAGUGUAUGGAUAGGCAAUUAAAAAGUAAGAUUUGGGAGAAAAUAGGCAAGGAACUGCAGUUGGAGCCAUCUACCUGUAAGGGAAGGUGGCACAAUAUCCGUGAUGCCUACCGGAGAUGCUUAAAAUGGCAGAAAACUAGAAGUGGGCAAGGUGGCUCAAACGUCAAUUUUUACAAAUUCCAAAAAGAAUUAUCAUUUUUGGAGCCACACUUGGCAGUUAAGAGUGGCGUAUGUUCCAUUCCAGAACUACCGCGUAUGCAGAGUGAAGAACGGAUCUUGGUGAGCCCUACCCCGGAAGUGGAGUUCGAAAAUUCUGAAACAAAUUGCCUGGAGAGAAUUGUAGAUGAUAAAGAAUGUCGAUCGGGCACGUCGACCACAUCUCGAAAGAGACGAAGUACGGGAGAAAAUGAAAGUACGGCGAGUAAAGUAAUGGCGUACAUUCAAGAGCAACAAUCUGAUCCUAUCAAGCAAUACUUAAUGUCACUAUAUCCUUUAUUGUCGGAAAUGGACAAACACACGAGGCUGGGGAUGCAGGCCAGCGUAUAUAAGAAACUUGCACGCGCCCUUCAGAAGUCGCUGCCUGAAGAAAAAUAA